UAAACAGAAUAGUACAAUUUACAGGUUAGUAGCGUUGUACCCAUAGCAUGUAUCCCAUCCUUAAUUGUUGAUAGUCUACAAAUCCAUUGGCUAAUUUCUUCUCAUUAUCUAGUCUUGCCCGGGUCCAUUUGUUAGCGAAACUCUUCUCCCUCAUCUAAAUUCUAUUAUUAUGGUUUUAUCACUCUUCUACCUACUUGCUUAGCACAAUAAAGUACUAUGAGCUAACCCAAACCACAUUUUUAUAAAUAAAUUGGUGCAGGACUACCAUAUCUCGUUUUAGUACCGUAUAUUGUCUUCCCAAUUUUAAUUCAAAUGUUAGUAAGUUGAGUCUGAAGACCUGAAACUCAUUUGUACUAGUGCCUGUUUUAUAAUAAAUAUUGUUACAAGACACACAUUAAAGCAGAAGUUGAGUUAAUUUGUGACCCAUACAUCAGAUAUUUGCUACUACCAAGGACAGGGAAUCUAAUAGUAUUAUUCUCUGGCGAAUAAUAUUUAUUAUAAUACCUGUCCUCUGGGGAUUAAGAGAAUAAGCUAGUUUGUAGUUUAUCUUAGGUACUACACUGUUUCAAGGAAGUUAUUGUAUUACAGACUUUUCUAACAUCUAUACUAUUGUCACUUGUCCAAAUGAUCAUAUUUGUUAAUCUAUAGUUGUUAGUGAAAACUUGUUAUUUUAAUCUAUUUCAAGUUUUUGGUUUAUUUUUCUCUUCAACUUUGAUAAAUGAUUUGAGAUUUUGCCUGUGUAUAUCCUUCGUAGGAAUAAGAACACACACAUUUGAUUUAUAGAUAUAUUAUUAUCAAUAAUCUUUAUGUGUGUUUCAAGACAGUGGUUACUAUAAUUAACCUAAUAGUAAUGGGCAGUAACGUACUUUAUUUUACGGUACAUGUUUCUGUAGCAAAUAGUUUUUCAUGUACAUUUGAGGUACUUGUAAUGCCGAGUUAUGUUACCACUUAGUUUGAAAUGUAUAUGGCGGUUCUUGAACAUCUAGGAAAUAGUGGCGAUGUUAUUAUCACGUAUUCCUUGCGGGUUAUUUUAUUAUGACUUCUGUGUGAUUGUUCAACACGAUGGUAGUCUACAUUUCUCAGUUCCAUCAUUACUUAAUAUCUUAUGUUUGUUGUGUGUUCUGAAAGCCUUGUUAAACUUGAUUUGCUUCCAUUCUCACGGAUCUUUGAUAGCUGGGGCUUCUAUCGGUAUAAGCAUCAAGAAGCUACCAAUUCUAUGAUAUAUUUAAAAAUAAUCGUUUGUACUUGAUGCAAUCAAGGUAUUCUGUAAUUGGAAAAACCUUUGUUCACUUGUUCGCGCCUCCAAUAUUCACAAGUAGAAUAAAAAAACUACUUUCCAUUAACAUAAUUAACUGAAUAUUUACUAAUCCAUUUAUGACCUCUCUCUGGCCAAAUAGAAAUACCAACUGUUAGACUUUCUUACAGGUUGAUCCAGGUUAUGUAUCCUUUCCUUUUUAAUAUUUUAUUUGUUUAAUAUGAAAGACAUUAAAAUUGUAAUUUUCCUCUUUUAUUUCGUCUAAUUACAGUAAAUAUGUCAACAGAACAAAUAAUACAAAAUGACAGUGACUUACCUCCUCCAUACUAUCAAAUAAAUCACGAAUGUAUUCGUCGUUACAAACGUAGAACUCAUUGUGCUUACUUCACAUUAAUUAUAUCAGGCAUUGUAAUGAUGCUAUUCGGUGCCCUUAUUCUCGUGAUUUUGAUACCACAAGAAAUCAAUUUAUAUCGAUGGAAUAUAAAAGGACCAUUAUCAAGAUUUUUUAAUCACGACAAAACUGUCUUACUAAUUAGUAUGGAUGGAUUUCGUCAUGAUUAUAUAGAAUUGACUAAAACUCAUCUGGGCUCUAAUGCAUUACCGAAUUUCGAUCGUCUAAUAUCGGAGGGUGUACGAGCUAUGGAAUCGAUCAAUGUUUAUCCUACAAUUACUCUACCUAAUCAUCGUACAUUAAUUACCGGUUUGUAUCCUGAAAAUCAUGGAGUUGUUGGGAAUAGUCUACUGGAUAAGAAAUGGCCAAAUAAAAUUUUCAGUAUAUAUGAUCAGGAAAGCCUAAAUCAUGCUCCGUGGUUAACUGAUUGGCCUGAACCUAUAUGGGUUACAUUGCAAAAAAAUGGUGGCUAUACUGGUUCACUUUUAUGGCCUUUAACUGAUCAGUUUGUUAGCGAUGAUUUACCAUUUCAACGAGUUUCACAAUAUGCUUUACUUAAUGACUAUGAACACCGUUAUGCGUAUGAUCAACGAAUCAGAGAUAUACUGUGGUGGCUAAAAAAUCCUAGAUAUCAUUUAAAUUUAAUUUUAGCUUAUUUUGAAGAACCUGAUGAAACUGGUCAUUCAUACGGUCCUAAUAGUAAACAUGUUGCGAAAGUUGUUCAAACCUUAGAUGAAACACUUGGUCAUCUAUUAGACGGUAUCAAAAAACGUGGUCUUUCUGAUAAAGUAGAUAUUAUUCUAACUGCUGAUCAUGGUAUGUCUGAAACAUCAAAUACUCGUCUUAUUCCGUUGGACAAAUAUAUUGAUGAUUCUUUGUACAAUUAUACUCAAUUAUCAACCAUGGGAUUCCUUUAUCCUGCACCUGGGAAAUUUGAAGAAGUGUACAAACGUCUAAAAAAUGCGCAUCCAAAAUUAGAUGUGUAUCGAAGAGAUGAAGUUCCUACCUAUCUGAAUUUCAAUAUAACGAACUCUCGUAUGCCUCCAUUGAUACUUAUUGCUAAGCCAAGUUGGAAAAUUGUAAAGAACACUUCACAUCCUUACGCUAAUGUUUCUGGUGAUCAUGGUUAUGCAACAGAUUUCUCUGAAAUGUAUCCAUUCUUCAUUGCAAGUGGUCCUUCUUUCAAGAUUGCUGAGAGCGUUCCUAAUGUCCAUGCUGUAGACGUUUAUCCACUAAUGUGUGCAUUAUUAAAUAUUCAACCAAAUCCAAACAAUGGCAGCCUAGAACGUAUUUCAAGCAUACUGAAACCUGAUGUUGCCAAUCGCCUUUUGAAUUCGAAUAGUUGGUCAUAUUUAUGGAAAUGGAUCAUAUUUGAUUUAAGAUUUAUUUUAUUUAUUUCAAUUAUAUGCGUUUCAUUUAUGAUUUUACUCUGUUCAAUUGUAGUUGUGAUGAAUCGUAAAGAAACCAAUGAACCAUUCAUUCGUCUACCCAUUGAUAAUGAUAAAGAGUUUUCAGAUUAUAAUACAUGA
Messenger RNA from Schistosoma margrebowiei, 3175 nucleotides. The record is from the annotation of a GenBank genome assembly. NCBI's taxonomy places the organism in Eukaryota, Metazoa, Platyhelminthes, Trematoda, Strigeidida, Schistosomatidae.